Molecule: messenger RNA, 765 nt
Organism: Erinaceus europaeus (western European hedgehog)
Lineage: Eukaryota; Metazoa; Chordata; Mammalia; Eulipotyphla; Erinaceidae
Product: trypsin-like
Exons: 5
Coding region: 1-765 (254 amino acids)
Biological process (GO): proteolysis
Molecular function (GO): serine-type endopeptidase activity
Source: RefSeq, a predicted model, not a curated record
AUGAAGACCAUCAUUGUCCUCAUGCUCCUCAAAAUGGCUUGGGCUUUGCCUGCGACUGGUGACAAUGACGAUGACAAGAUCGUUGGGGGCUAUACCUGUGUCAAGAAUGCCCUUCCAUACCAGGUGUCCCUGAGUGUGGGCUACCACGUGUGUGGAGGUGCCCUCAUCAGCCGCCAGUGGGUGCUGUCUGCUGCUCACUGCUAUAAACCACGCUUCGAGGUGAGAUUAGGUGAACAUAACCUCCAAGUCACUGAAGGGACAGAGCAGUUCAUCAACUCAGUAAAGGUCAUCAAGCACCCCAACUACAAGAGUGUGACCUCAGGCCAUGACAUCAUGCUGAUCAAGCUGGCCAGGCCCGUUGUCUUCACCAAAGGCGUCAACACCAUCUCCCUGCCCAGCUCCUGCCCCAAGAUUGGAACUCGGUGUCUAAUCUCCGGCUGGGGCAGCAUGCAGGCUUCUGCCCGGAAUGGCUCCAGCUCCAUGUUCCCCAACUCUCUGCAAUGCCUGAAGGCCCCCAUCCUCUCCACUAGUGCCUGCCGCAAAGCCUACCCUGGUCUGAUCAGCAACAGCAUGAUCUGCCUGGGCUUUCUCGAGGGCGGGAAGGAUUCCUGCCAGGGUGAUUCUGGUGGCCCUGUGGUCUGCAAUGGGAUCCUCCAGGGGAUUGUUUCCUGGGGUAAAGGCUGUGCCCGCAAAGGCAAACCUGGUGUCUACACCAAAGUCUGCGACUAUGUCGAGUGGAUCCAGAACACCAUAGCAGCUAACUGA